Molecule: messenger RNA, 5842 nt
Organism: Tripterygium wilfordii
Lineage: Eukaryota; Viridiplantae; Streptophyta; Magnoliopsida; Celastrales; Celastraceae
Exons: 5
Coding region: 301-5274 (1657 amino acids)
Biological process (GO): regulation of transcription by RNA polymerase II
Cellular component (GO): piccolo histone acetyltransferase complex
Source: RefSeq, a predicted model, not a curated record
AACCCUAUGCUCAUGAAAACCAAAAGAACCCCAGCUCCACUCCCCCGUCUCUCACGGUUUGAGUUGAAAUUCCAAAAUUCUCAAAGAAUUGGUGGCAAUAUUUGAUCAAUCUAUUAGGGCUUCGAUUCAAAAUAUACAGAUGCAGGUCCCUGCAGAUGUUUCAAGUUCGCGUCACUACGUUUUUGUUGAAGUAAUUGGUUUUUAUUGAAAUGUCGAUCCAGAUCUGAAAUGUAUAAUGGAAUGUGAAAUUUGGGGGUUUUCACUUUUUCAUACUUGGAUUGAGACAUUGAUUAGUUGUUAAUGGAAAAUAUAAUAGGAAGCUCUCAUGGUGCGGAAAUUCCUAAGAAAUCAAGAUCAUUGGAUCUUAAGAGCCUGUACAAAUCUAAGGACACAAAGGAUGCUGAGAACAAGAGUGCCAAACGAAAGGGCAUUGUACAUCAUGGCAGUGAUGGCGGGAAGAGCAACAAGAGGAAGAAGAGUAAUGGCAGCAAGAGUUUGGAUGAAGUGUACAAUGGUAGUGUGAGUUUGGGGCAACGCGAGUCCAAGAACCCGAACUUGGGGUCAACUAAGAAACUAAAAAAUGGUAGUGAUAUUAGCAGGAUCCCAUUUAGUUUGGAUGAUACGAUUGCUAGAAUCCCAAAGCGUAAACGCGACUUUGUGGGGCGAAGCAAAUUUGAGAGCAGUGGUCAACCAUUGAAACUAUUUGGGCAGUCCAGUAAUAAAUUGGACCUUGUUGGUCAUACAGAGAAGGUUAGUGAGGAUGAUUUCUCCAGUCAUGCAGAAAAGAUUAAUGGUGAUGAUUUAGGCUAUGCUGUUGAAUCCUCAAAGGUUAAUAAGAUUGAGGAUUUUGAUGAUUUUAAGGAAGAUAGAAAUAGUGAAUCAAGUUCAGCUCAGCAUUUGAAGAAGGAACAUGGACGGCUGGAUCAUUCAUUAAUAAACAAUGGUGAUUUAUCAUUGAAGAAAUCAAGGAAGAGCCGUAGGAAAAGGGAGGUUCUGGACCUGCAUACUAAAAGUGCCACAAAGGAGGCUGAGCCUAUUGUUGGGACUUGUACUAAUGAGUUGCAAGAUGAUGAUGAGGAGAACCUUGAAGAGAAUGCAGCAAGGAUGCUUUCGUCGCGGUUCGAUCCAAGUUGUACUGGGUUUUCUUCUAACAGCAGAGUGUCUGUUUCUCCACCAGCUAAUGGAUUAUCAUUUUUGUUAUCUUCUCGUCAGGAUUUUGUUACGCGUGGAGCCAAGUAUUUUUCUGGUUCUGAGUCUGCAUCUAUUGAUACUACUGGCAGGAUGUUGAGACCGAGGAAGCAGGAAAAAGAGAAUGGUCACUCAAGGAAGAGGCGCCAUUAUUAUGAAAUUUUCUCUCGGGAAAUGGAUGCACAUUGGGUAUUGAAACGGAAAAUCAAGGUAUUUUGGCCCCUGGACCAGAGUUGGUAUUAUGGUCUUGUGAAUGAUUAUGAUGAAGAAAGAAAGCUUCAUCAUGUUAAAUACGAUGAUCGUGACGAGGAGUGGAUUAGCCUUCAAAAUGAGAGAUUUAAACUUUUGUUGCUUCCCGGUGAAGUUCCUUCCAUGGAGGAGUGGAAAAGAUCUGCUUUAGAAGGUGAGCAUCCUGAUGAUGGGAAGUUACGGUUGAAGCCCAGCAAAGAUAAAGAAAAGAAAGAUUUGGCUGCUGAAGAUGAUGAUUAUAUUGGUGGCUGUAUGGAUACGGAGCCCAUAAUCUCCUGGUUGGCUCGAUCUUCUCGUCGGGUCAAAUCUUCACCUUUUUAUGCCUUGAAGAAACAGAAGACAACUGGUGAUCUAUCUUCAACAUCUGUGGCUGAUGAAGCUGUGGGUACAUGUGAUGAUGGAGGCACCUUGAAUGGGCACAAAAUUGGUUUAUCUAAUGGAUCUUCAUUGCUAGACAGGUUAGGGAAUACCUCAGAUACCUCAUGUUUCUCCAGAGACAACAAAUUUACCAUUGUUUACUUUAGAAGGCGGUUUCGCAAAACGAACAAUGUGCCGUGCCAUGCUUCUUCAGCAAAUAGUGUUUCUGGAGCAUUUGAAUCUGUUUCUGCUCUUGCCACUGUUGAUGAGUUCAAGGCUUUUGAAAAUGAUAUAUCUAUCCAAAGGUUGGAUCCUGAUGAUGCUUUGUCACCCAUCGAGAAUGUAUUAUCUUUUAAGUUAACCAUUCCAUCGAUAGAAUCCGCACAGUUGAGGUUUGAGUUUGAUUUCCCUGUGCUUUCAGUCCUGAACCACUCAUUUGGGGCAGAGAAUGCUUGGUUGUUUCGUGCUAUGUUACUGCUACAGUAUGGUACAGUAAUGGCUACAUGGCCAAGGGUUCACUUGGAGAUUGUUGUUGUUGAUAAUGUGGUCGGGUUGAGGUUUCUCUUGUUUGAAGGUUGUUUGGGGCAGGCUGUUGCAUUUGUUUUCCAGCUCUUAACUAUGUUUCAUCAACCUGAUGAGUCGGGAAAGUAUGCUUAUCUGCAGUUACCUGUAACUUCUGUCAGGUUCAAAUUUUCUUGCAUUCAGCGCCUUAGAAAGCAUCUUGUAUUUGCAUUUUACAAAUUCUCUGAAGUGAAGAAAUCAAAGUGGGCGUUUCUUGACCGUGAGCUUAAAAGGCAUUGCUUGCUCACUAGGCAGCUUCCUUUGUCAGAGUGCACUUAUGAUAACAUUAAGGCACUACAAGAUGGAAAUCAAUUACUCAGUUGUUCUACUUGCAAGAAUUCUGCAUUAUUUGAGGGAUUGAGGAGGAGGUCAAGGAUUGCUAUGAAACUAAUUGGUAUCUCUCGAGAAUCCGCCUCUGGGGAUGCCAGCCACUUUUCUGAUUUGGACAAGAAGAAUAGUUUCUUUCCUGCAUUUGCACUUUGUUUCACUGCUGCACCGACUUUCUUUCUUAGUUUGCAUUUAAAGCUGAUUAUGGAACAAAGCAUGACUCAUAUCAGCUUUCGGGACCAUGAUUCAGAUGAUGGCUCUACUUUGGAGGACUGCUUCAACAAAUGUUUAGAGAGUCCUCUUGAAUAUAUGUUGAGGGCUCCAUUAAUUGAGCAUGUUUGUAGUGGAUGCUUGUCUGGUACAAAUUCAGUUUUGAAUGUUGCUGAUCUCUCUGCUUCCAGUCAAAUAAAGUUGUCUUCAGAGUACAAUCAGAAUGAUGGUCCAAAUUUUGCUGGUUCUGUGAGCUCCGACAAUCCUGAGAAAGUUGGCUAUGAUUCUAUCCAUUUAGAGAAGUAUCAAAGCAACAGCUCAGUGAAGGAACAUUAUGAUUUGUCAUCAAGUCCAUUAGUUGAUAGAAAUAAGUUGGAUAAUGGAUCUCAUUCCCUUCUGAAGGAUAUCACGGUUGAAAUUCCCUCACGUACUCAGUUUGAAAAGCAUGUUGAGCAGGAAACCGGUUGUGCUCAACAGUCCAGUGAUUUACCGUGGCAUAUGAAUGGUAGUGUUAUCUCCAGCCCAAACCCGACUGCUCCCAGAAGUAACUGGCAUCGGCACCAAAGUAGUUCUUCAUUUGGGUACCUUGCACACGGACAGUCAGAUGGAAAGGCUGAUCUUUUCCAUGGUAAUUUUGGGAAUGGACCGAAGAAGCCACGAACUCGGGUUUCGUACACACUGCCUUUUGGAAGUUUUGAAUAUGGAUCAAAGGAUAAAAGCCUUUCCCAGAAAGGUCUUCCUCACAAACGAAUUAGAAAGGCUAGUGAAAAGAGGUCAUCAGAUGGUGUUAGAGUAUUGCAAAGGAAUUUGGAGUUAUCUUGUGAAGCAAAUGUGUUAAUCACCCUUGGAGAUCGAGGGUGCAGAGAAUGUGGGGCACAGGUGGUACUGGAGCUUUUCGAUCGUAGUGAAUGGAAGCUUGCAAUAAAAGUUUCAGGGGCUACAAAGUAUUCAUACAAGGCACAUCAAUUUCUGCAGCCUGGUUCCACAAACCGAUUCACACAUGCUAUGAUGUGGAAAGGUGGAAAGGAUUGGAUUCUGGAGUUCCCUGAUAGGAGCCAAUGGAGUCGUUUCAAAGAGAUGCAUGAAGAAUGCUAUAAUAGGAACAUUCGUGCUGCUUCAGUAAAAAAUAUUCCUAUACCUGGUGUUCGCUUGAUAGAAGAACAUGACGAAAAUGGAACAGAAGUCACCUUUUUUCGAAGUUCUAAGUAUUAUCGGCAGGUUGAAACAGAUAUUGAGAUGGCUUUGAAUCGGUCACGUGUCUUAUAUGACAUGGAUAGUGAUGAUGAGCAGUGGAUAUUUAAAUAUCGAAGUUCUUCAGUAACUGAAAGCAGUGGCUUGUGGAAGAUUUCUGAGGAAAUGUUUGAGAAGAUAAUGGACAUGUUUGAGAAGGCUGCGUAUGUGGAGCAGUGUGAUCACUUCUCAUCCGAUGAAGUAGAAGGUCUUAUGGCUGGAGUUGGGCCCAUGGGAGCAAUCAAAAGCAUUCAUGAGCAUUGGCGGCAGAAGAGGCAGAGGAAAGGAAUGCCUUUAAUCCGCCAUCUUCAGUCGCCACUAUGGGAAAGAUAUCAAGACCAAGUGAGAGAGUGGGAGCUAGCAACAUCCAAAGGCAAUACAACACUCGCAAAUGGGUGCAUGGACAAAGUUAUUGCUGUUGAGAAGCCGUCUAUGUUUGCUUUCUGCUUGAAACCACGGGGCUUGGAAGUCCCAAAUAAGGGUUCAAAACAAAGGACACAGAGGAAAAUUUCUCUUGCUGCGCAAAGUAAUACCAUCGUAGAUCAUGAUGGUUUGCAUUCUUAUGGACGAAGAUUAAAUGGUUUUUAUCUUGGGGACAACAAAUUUCUGUACGCCGGCCUCAACUAUGAAUCUUUGGAUGAUUCUCCCUUGCCUCAGACGUCCCCAAGGGUAUUCUCACCAGGGGAUCCAAAUAGUAUGGGAUACUUUUCAAUGGGAAGUGAUGGGAUUGAUAAGUUUCACUACCCAAAACUUAAAAAGAGUAAGUCAAGGAAAUUCAGAAUGUAUGAGUCUCCUAAGGACUCGCAGAUCGAGGCUUCAUAUAGUCCGAGAGUUACGGGCAAGAGAAAUGGAGUUCGUCCUUUGAAUUUGGGGUUCUCUCAUUGGCCAACACAACGACAUUACCACCCUGACUUUCCUCUGAGGCAGGGACUUGAACAGUUGGAUGGUUCUGAGCUUGAUGAAUUCAGGCUGCGUGAUGCAUCUGGUGCAGCGCAGCAUGCGCGUAAUAUGGCUAAACUCAAGAGAGAAAAGGCUCAGAGAUUGCAUUACGGAGCAGAUAUGGCAAUUCAGAAGGCUGUUGUUGCUCUUAUGACCGCUGAUGCAAUCAAAGCUUCUUUUGAAAACUUAAAUGGCGAUGGAUGGAGUGACUAAGUGAAAAGGGAGACGAAAAUAAAACUAAUGUUGUCAACACCUUCAGCUUGCCAUUCUCUAUAGUCCAGGGAUUUGCUGGCGGAAUUGGCAUGUGUUUGGCUGGAAUGAGCAAGUUGUUUCUUGUCGUUAUUGGUCACCUUUUGUUCCAAUCCAUGUUGUUCCAGAUGGUUUUUAACAGAAUGGUGUCACAUCAGAAAAAGAGAAGAAUCUUUUUGCCCCUGCCACUCGAUUUAUCAUUGUCAUGUGGCUCCAUGGGUUCUCUCUACUUACUGGUUAUUUUGGUCCUCGUAGUAGAUUUACUCGGUGUACUGAUCUUGCAGGUCAGGAAUGCAUAGGAAUUUAGGCUGCCAAUCCUUGUACAGAUUUUUUUUCCCCUCUUCAAUUUCCCUUAAAAUAAUACAACACGGGUUAGUAUUGAUAUUUCAAUAUAUGUGGACAUUGUUGAGACCACCUCUAGAAAUGUAGUUAUGUACCAGCCGGAGUGCUUUAUUUCUAGAAAGGAAACAUUCUGUAUGUGAUCAUCUUAUAUUCAUGGAGAUCCCGCAUAGGCUUAGAUUUCCUUCUCAAA